AUGAAUAUUUAUGAUGAGAUUGAGAUUGAAGAUUUUACAUUUGAUAAGGAACUUGAACUAUAUCAUUAUCCAUGCCCGUGUGGCGACCGUUUUGAAAUAUCACUUGAUGAUUUGAAGGAAGGUGAAAAUAUUGCAUAUUGUCCAAGUUGUUCUUUAAUGAUACGUGUGAUUUAUGAUCAGAAUAGGUUUACGCAGGAUGACGAGGAAUUAAGUGUACAAUCUAAACUUAUUGUUGUUUGA
Messenger RNA from Pneumocystis murina B123, 240 nucleotides. Its product is annotated as diphthamide biosynthesis protein 3. Gene Ontology annotation, biological process: protein histidyl modification to diphthamide. The record is from RefSeq and is a predicted model, not a curated record. Gene Ontology annotation, molecular function: metal ion binding. The transcript is spliced from 3 exons. Lineage: Eukaryota; Fungi; Ascomycota; Pneumocystomycetes; Pneumocystales; Pneumocystaceae. The coding region runs from base 1 to 240 and encodes 79 amino acids.